AUGCCCAUGGCUUUCGCGGCAAUACAGGCUGCCGCGGCUCUGGUGGCUACCUACAACCAAAGUCUCUAUACCAGCAUGAAGGAAUUGAAUUCCAAUUUUACAGUUAGCAAGUCCAUUGAACCAUUCUUCAAUAUCGCCGGAGAAUUCAUAACCGAUACUCUUAUCACUGGAAAUAUAACCGUGGAUUCUAUGAAAAUUGGGAUUUUGGAUGUGGCUGGUACACAGAACGUUCUUGGAUGGGGCUAUGGUGAAGCAAACUCGUCUUUCAUCUCUCUUCCUGAAGCACUGGUUAAUGCUGGCACCAUCAAAUCACCAGCCUUCAGCAUAUAUGUGGAGAAGCCUGUCUAUUCCCCACACACAAGAAUUCCAGAAGAUCGAGAGCACGGCAUUAUUCUUUUUGGUGGUGUCAACAAGUCUAAAUACAAUGGCACAUUGGAGACACUUCCUAUUGUGGAAAACCUUACAGAUCAUAGAAAGGCAUUUCGUGUUGAUAUGACCGGCCUUUCUAUCAAUGAAACGUCGGUGCUUCCUGAGGCAUUUCCAACUCAGGCUUUAUUCAAUCCUUCGAACUAUUACACCUAUAUGCCCGAUCCCAUCGCGAACCGUGUCUUCUCUGAGUUAGGUAUCAUUGAAUCUCCAAUGUUUGGGCCAGCCUCUAUUCCAUGCAAUCUAACCUCCAGCGGCAUCACACUCACAUUCGAAUUCGGAGCUGCAAAAUUCAAUCUGGACAUUGGUCUAUUCAUUGAGACAUAUAGCAUGUAUAAUGAGAAAACUAUUUGCUACUUUUGUGUGAGCACGAAGACUGAUAAUACAGACGCAAACAGUGUCGUGCUCGGCGCAAGUUUUCUUCAACAGAUCUAUACUGUCUAUGAUAUGGGCAACGAUGAAAUUUCUCUUGCGCAGAGAAACUGGGACUCCAGUGAAGACGAGAUCCUCGAGAUCGUGACGGAGAAGCAUGAAAUCACGACGGAGAAGCAUGCAGUCCCCGAGGCUAUGUUGGAGGGAGACGAUGCAGAUAACACCGAUGACUCGAAAGUCAGUGGUGAUAGCGAGGAUAAAAAGUCUGUCGGAUCCCACAUUGGGGAAAGCACAGGCCUACAGCUCUCUCUUUCUAUAUUUGUGAUCUGGUCUUUCUUUUGUUAA
This is a messenger RNA of Penicillium paradoxum, 1143 nucleotides long. Its product is annotated as Peptidase A1. Lineage: Eukaryota; Fungi; Ascomycota; Eurotiomycetes; Eurotiales; Aspergillaceae. The record is from RefSeq and is a predicted model, not a curated record. The transcript has 2 exons. Gene Ontology annotation, molecular function: aspartic-type endopeptidase activity. The coding region runs from base 1 to 1143 and encodes 380 amino acids. Gene Ontology annotation, biological process: proteolysis.